GACAAUUUAGAGAUCCAUUUUGAUUUAUUCCAUCACACCCCAAAGCCAAAAAAUGAUAAAAUUUUGGCUCGAUCGGAGAUAUGGAAAAAACCAAUCAAGGAGUAAAUUCUCUCCAACCUAAUCCCAAACUACCACCACCAUCCAGACGGGCCAGUCAACACACGCGGACGGUCAGAGUCUCAGAGAGAAAGAAGCCAAGGCCGAACUCCACUGUCGCCCAGACGCCGCCGUCGCCGCCGACCGGGUUAGCAUGUCAAGGAACAUUUUAUAAGGAAAAACACGGAAACCCCAUUAAUGAUUAGUAUAGCUAGCUAACUUGGAUUAUGAGGAAUGAUCCACUGGAAGUGCUUGUGCAUUUGGUUUUGUGGUUUACAAAUGGCUGGAUUGCUCUGGUAGAUUGCUGAAUUCCAUGAUUGCUAGUUUCAUUGAAAAUAGGUUGGUUUAGACAUAUCAAAUCAGAUCGAGCGUGUGGAAUUGUAGAGAAAAUAGGUAAUUUAAGGAAGCGAAAUAGUUCCCAAGCUACCGUAGUUGCAAAAAUGGCAACUCGAAUCGAAGGCCCAAAACAAAAGUAUGCCACUAGCAGUCUUGUGUUGGGCUAUGCCUUAUGUUCUAGCUUGCUUGCAGUGAUCAACAAGUUUGCAAUAACCCACUUUAACUACCCAGGGCUCCUCACUGCAUUGCAGUACUUCACUUCAGCUUUUGGCGUUUGGGGUUUGGGGAAGCUAGGGUUGUUGCACCACGAUGCAUUUAACUGGGAAACUGCCAAGAAAUUCUUGCCUGCUGCCUUUGUUUUUUUCUUGGCGAUUUUCACAAACACAAACCUUUUGAGGCAUGCCAAUGUCGACACAUUCAUAGUGUUCAGAUCGUGCACCCCUCUUCUAGUCGCCCUCGCGGAUACAGCUUUCCGGAAGCAACCGUGCCCGUCCAAGCUCACGUUUCUGUCACUGGUCAUUAUAUUGGGAGGAGCGGUCGGAUAUGUCGCGACUGAUUCGGGUUUCACCCUGACCGCAUAUUCUUGGGCAUGUGCUUAUCUGGUCACCAUUACUACCGAAAUGGUUUACAUCAAACACAUGGUUACCAAUCUUGGGCUGAACACUUGGGGAUUCGUGCUGUAUAACAACUUGCUCUCGCUGAUGAUGGCUCCCCUGUUUUUGAUCAUUACAGGGGAGUAUGCAGAUGUAUUUGCCUCUAUAGGAUCUGGUCUGGGGAACCUAUUCAACCCUGUUGCGUUCUUUGCAGUUUUGCUCUCUUGCAUGUUUGGCUUGCUAAUUAGUUUCUUCGGAUUCGCUGCAAGGAAGGCAAUAUCUGCCACUGCUUUUACAGUGACGGGCGUGGUAAAUAAGUUUCUUACAGUCGCUAUUAAUGUCGUCAUCUGGGAUAAACAUGCGAGUCCAUUCGGGCUGCUAUGUUUGCUUUUUACCAUUGCUGGUGGUGUUCUUUAUCAACAAUCAGUAACUGGGGUUAACAAUGCUCCACCACGUAUUGAAAUUAAGAAGAACCUUGACGGUGACGAGGAAGACGAAGAUGAUGUUUCUGCCAAAGCAUCCGGUGUAUGAUCUUUUGAGCACGGUACCACUAUUAAAUCCUAAUAUGGCUUGGUAAUCAUUAUUAUAUGUUUUAUUAUGGAUUCCCGUCGUUAAUUUGCAUGACGGAAGCAAAACUAGUAAUCGAAUUCUAGGGAUUUUUCUCAUGAAGAGUUGUUAGUAGAUUGGGUUUCAUGCAUGUUAUUUCUUGUCAACUUGAAGGAUCAAACUGUUGAAGAAAUUAAAAAGCCUUAU
Cuscuta campestris is the source of this 1778-nucleotide messenger RNA. The record is from the annotation of a GenBank genome assembly. NCBI's taxonomy places the organism in Eukaryota, Viridiplantae, Streptophyta, Magnoliopsida, Solanales, Convolvulaceae.